AUGCCAAAUUCGUGUCUGAAUAUCGAUUGUUCUUUCUUUCUUUCUUUCUUUCUUUCUUUCUUAAUCCAUUUUCUUCCCUUUCUUUUUUCUUUCAAAUUUUUUUAUUCUUUUCUUUUCUCUUUUUUCUUUCUUUCUUUCUUUCUUCUUUCUUUCUUUCUUUCUUUCUUUUUCUUUAUUUCCAAAGUUUUUUUCUUUCUUUUCUUUCAUUUACCAUUCUUUCUUUCUUUUCUUUCUUUCUUUUUCUUUCUUUUUUUUCUUUCUUUUUCUUUUUCCGUCUUUUUCCUUCAUUUACCAUUCUUUUUAAUUUCCCUUUCCUUUUCUUUCUUUUUUCUUUCUUUCUUUCUUUUUUCUUUCUUUCUUUCUUUCUUUCUUUCAAGUAUUUUUUUUCUUUUCUUUCUUUACCAUUCUUUUAAUUUUUUUUCGUUUUCUUUUCUUUCUUUUUUUCUUUCUUUCUUUUUUCUUUCCCUUCCAAGUAUUUUUCCUAUUUUUUCCGUAAUCUUUUCCUUCAUUUACCAUUCUUUUAAUUUCCCUUCCCUUUCUCUUUUCUUUCUUUCUUUCUUUCUUUCUUUCUUUCUUUCUUUCUUUCUUUCUUUCUUUCCAAGUAUUUUUUCCGUAAUCUUUUCCUUCAUUUACCAUUCUUUUAAUUUCCCUUCCCUUUCUCUUUUCUUUCUUUCUUUCUUUCUUUCCUUCUUUCUUUUUCAUUUUUUGUUUCCAAAUGUUUUUUUCGUAAUCUUUUUUAAUCCAUUGAUCUUUCUUUCUUUCUUUCUUAACUAUCUCCCCUUCCUUAUUACUAUUUUGUUUUCUUUUUCCUUCUCGUUUUUGUUCUUGUGUCCCUUCCAUAUUUUUCAUUCCUUAUCUAAAUCUGUCAACGAUAUAAUCACAUUUUCCAUUUCUAUUCCUCUCCCUCUCUCUCACAUUUUAUCAAAUAUUCAUUUCUUGCCUCUCAUUUAUUUGCACCCCCCUCUCUCUCUCCCGCUUCGUUCUUUCAUGUCGACAUUUUUAUUUUCAGCAAAUCAUUAG
Messenger RNA from Acanthosepion pharaonis, 1020 nucleotides. The record is from the annotation of a GenBank genome assembly. NCBI's taxonomy places the organism in Eukaryota, Metazoa, Mollusca, Cephalopoda, Sepiida, Sepiidae.